AGCAGUAGCAGCAGCAGCAGCAGCAGCAGCAAAAGCGUCAGCAGCAAAAGCAAACGUCAGCAGGAGCAGCAUCAAUAGCAAAAAAAAAAAAAUUUUUUUUUUUUUCUCAUCAAAUCCUCACCUAGGCUUUCAGUGUAUCCAGAUCCACAUCUUCACUCAAGCCCGGAGAGGGAAAGAGGAAAGGGAGGGAGGAAAAAAAAAAAAAAAAAAAAAAAACCCAACAACUUAGCGGAAACUUCUCAGAGAAUGCUCCAAAACUCAGCAGUGUUUCUGGUGCUGGUGAUCAGUGCUUCUGCAACCCAUGAGGCGGAGCAGAAUGAUUCUGUGAACCCCAGGAAACCCCGGGUGGCAGCUCAGAACUCAGCUGAAGUGGUUCGCUGCCUCAACAGUGCUCUGCAGGUUGGCUGUGGAGCUUUUGCAUGCCUCGAAAACUCCACCUGUGACACAGAUGGGAUGUAUGACAUCUGCAAAUCCUUCUUGUACAGUGCUGCUAAAUUUGACACUCAGGGAAAAGCAUUUGUCAAAGAAAGCUUAAAGUGCAUCGCCAAUGGGGUCACUUCCAAGGUCUUCCUCGCCAUUCGAAGGUGCUCCACUUUCCAGAGGAUGAUUGCUGAAGUGCAAGAGGAGUGCUAUAGCAAGCUGAAUGUGUGCAGUGUCGCUAAACGGAACCCCGAAGCUAUCACUGAAGUUGUCCAGCUCCCUAACCACUUUUCCAACAGAUACUAUAAUAGACUUGUCCGAAGCUUACUGGAAUGUGAUGAAGACACAGUCAGCACAAUCAGAGACAGCCUGAUGGAGAAAAUUGGACCCAAUAUGGCCAGCCUUUUUCACAUCCUGCAGACAGAUCAUUGUGCUCAAGCACACCAGAGAGCUGACUUCAACAGGAGGCGCGCUAAUGAACCACAGAAGCUGAAAGUCCUUCUUAGAAACCUCCGAGGUGAGGUAACCUCUCCCUCUCACAUCAAGCGCACCUCGCCUGAGAGUGCAUAACUAGGAGAGGUGUCCACGGCCUCACCAAACUAGGAUCGUUUUAAGGGUGUGCCCACACCAACUUUGAGUGUACUGUGCCUGGUUUGAUUUUUUUU
This is a messenger RNA of Suncus etruscus (white-toothed pygmy shrew), 1085 nucleotides long. RefSeq names its product stanniocalcin 1 (gene STC1). Lineage: Eukaryota; Metazoa; Chordata; Mammalia; Eulipotyphla; Soricidae. Gene Ontology annotation, molecular function: hormone activity. The transcript has 4 exons. Gene Ontology annotation, cellular component: extracellular region. The coding region runs from base 247 to 990 and encodes 247 amino acids. The record is from RefSeq and is a predicted model, not a curated record. Gene Ontology annotation, biological process: intracellular calcium ion homeostasis.